UGGAGUAGAGAGAAUAGCAAAAAUGAGCUGUGCUGUUUCCAUUUUGAAAUAUGUGUUGUGCUUUCUCAAUUUCCUCUUUGUGCUUUCAGGUGUUGCUCUCGUGACUGUUGGUACUCUCAUGAACCAGCAACUACAGGGAAUUGAAGACGUACUGAAUGGAAAGAUGCAUACUCCAUGCACAUUGGCUGUAGUACUUGGCAGUUUUCUCAUCGCAGUUUCCUUCUAUGGACUAUUUGGUGCUUUUAAGGAGCGUCGCUACUAUGUUGUAACGUACGCUGUGUUCCUGUUGACUAUACUUCUUCUACAAACACCUGUUGCUGUAAUGGCUAUUCUUUAUGGUGACAGAAACUUCGUUCUUCAUACAACAAUGUACGAUUUUACAAUCACUUACUAUACUGACAGUAUCAGCCAAGAUGUUAUGGAUACAGUUCAGAAAAAGUUGCAGUGCUGUGGUGCUACUGGGCCAGAAGAUUACAUAAAUUUAAACCCAUCUACUCCUGAACUACUGCCACCAUCAUGCUGCACACAGGACAUUGAGUGUUACUAUGAAACAAAUGCUACUGAAUCCUUCUAUACUAAAGGAUGCUGGUUUGCUGAGGAAGAAUUCUUGGGUUUUGUAGGAAUGUUGAUUGGAUGUACAGUUGUUGCAUCUGGAGUACUUGAGGUUAUAGGGAUCACAAUGGGGUUCUGUCUGGGAAGAUCCCUAAAACAAAGGAAGCAAUGAAGGUACCAGACAGUAAAAUGAGACUUUUAGGAUGUACACUAGUAAUUAUUGCUCAUUUCUUUGGAGCAAGUUGCAUUAGAGAACAUGUAAUUUUUAAUUUAUUGCAGAAGCUGUGAUUUUCUGUUCCUGAAGCUUUUGUGCCCUUUAAGAAUGAUUGAUGUGCAAAGAAUGCCUUAAAUGGUCAUUACAUAGAAGCAUGA
Schistocerca cancellata (South American locust) is the source of this 924-nucleotide messenger RNA. RefSeq names its product leukocyte surface antigen CD53-like. Lineage: Eukaryota; Metazoa; Arthropoda; Insecta; Orthoptera; Acrididae. The transcript has 5 exons. Bases 23 to 724 code for a protein of 233 amino acids. Gene Ontology annotation, cellular component: membrane. The record is from RefSeq and is a predicted model, not a curated record.